This is a messenger RNA of Acaulospora morrowiae, 1341 nucleotides long. The record is from the annotation of a GenBank genome assembly. Lineage: Eukaryota; Fungi; Glomeromycota; Glomeromycetes; Diversisporales; Acaulosporaceae.
GCUUAUUCGACGGUUGCACAAUGCAUUGCCAUAAUAUGUGUAUCAUCUCCACAUUAUUGUAACAACACCGUCGUUGAAUUAUCCAAGAUGAUAGGGGAACCUAAAUAUUCUGAGUCUAUUAAAUACGUCUCACUUUUAACCUUGGGAGAAAUUGGACGUAAAUUCGAUUUAAGCUCUCACUCGAGACUUCACGUAACCAUACUGUCUCUAUUCUCGGCGCAUUCCGAGGACAUUAAGUCCGCAGCGGCCUUUGCACUUGGUAACGUUAGUGCGGGAAAUGUUAGCAAAUAUUUACCGAUUGUCAUUAAAGAAAUCACGACGGAUCCCAAAAAACGAUAUUUGUUACUGCAUUCUCUCAAAGAGAUUAUUUCACGUUAUUCAAACGAAGACGGAGUCAAGGCGUUAGGACCGUUUGCAGAUGAUAUUUGGAACAUACUCUUUGACAGUGGAGAGAAUAUUGAAGAAGGGACUAGAGGAGUUGUUGCAGAAUGUCUUGGCAAACUGACAUUGGCGAAUCCAAACAAGUUUUUACCAGAGCUGCAGAAACGUCUUCGGUCUGGAUCUGCCCAAACUCGUGGAACAGUAGUUACGGCUAUCAAGUUUACUUUUAUAAACCAAGGUCAAGAAUACGAUGAACUGUUACGUCCCUUAAUCGUCGAUUUCCUUUCUUUGAUUCAGGACUCUGAUCUGAAUGUCCGCAGACUUUCAUUAUCCACAUUGAACUCAGCUGCCCAUAAUAAGCCAUAUUUGAUUCGUGAUGUAUUGGGGCAGUUGUUGCCACUGUUGUACUCAGAAACAGAAGUCAAGGAUAAUCUUAUUCAUAUGGUAGAAAUGGGUCCGUUUAAACAUAAGGUGGAUGAUGGUCUUGACAUUAGAAAGUCCGCAUACGAAUGUAUGUACACACUACUUGAAACUUGCCUCGAUAAACUUGAAAUCUACAGCUUCUUGUCUCGAGUAAUUGACGGUCUAGCCGAUCAACAUGACAUUGCCAUUCUCUCACACACGAUGUUGAUACGUCUGGCUCAAGUCGCUCCGACGGCUGUUACACAAAGAUUGGAUGAAACAGUGGAACCGCUCAAAGGUACUUUAACGUACAGAAUGAAAGACAACGCCGUUAAAUCGGAAAUCGAUAAAAAUAAUGAGUUAUGUCGAUCCGCGGUUAGGACCGUGGUUGCUUUGAAUAGAUUGGCCGAACAAGGUGGAAGUACGCCCAAGUUUGACGCUUUCAUCAGAGACACAAAAGUCGGACAGUGGGGUGACCAAUUCAAUACCUAUCAAUCCGAGAUGGAGAGUAAGGAGUCCGGUUCAGGACAUGUUGGUGACAGCAUGGAUACUUCAUAA